AGGAGCUGGUAAAAGAAGGAGCCUGGCCUCAGUCGGUUUCCUGGAGGGAGGUGGAAAGAAAAAGAACUCCUUGUUUGUUUACUUGGGAUCUGGACUUUAAGGAGGGACAGAGAAGGCAGGUUGUCAAAAGACUUGCAGCAAUUACACGCACAUUAGCAGCCAGUGCUUCUGGUGUGCCUCUGAAUGAGGACGAGCUUCUCCACCCCCACCCCCCCGGACCUCAGUGAAUCUCCUGACUGUCAGUGACAGCCUGAUGGAUGCUUGAAAGGAAAUCAAUAUCUAGCGUUGUACGCGGCGCCGUCUGUUGAAUCAUCUGGGGCUGUUGUGGUCGAGCGAUCCGAAGCUAUUCGGUGACAUUGGCUGAGAAUUCGGAGCCUCGCCUGAAGGUGCUGGGGAUACAGAAGGCGCUGUCGAUUGACGGUGUUAUUGUGUGUGUGUGUGUUGUGUGAAUUUGCAAGCGACUGUGGGGAAGAGACAGACCGCUCGCUUUUGCACACACACACACAGGAACAAACCCAGGCGUUGGUACAAAGUUGGGAGAGAGAGAGCGAACCGGUCGCACCAGCAAGGCGGAUUGGAAACGAGCAACUUGUCUUUUUUUUUGUUUAAGGCUUUCCACGCUUUUUUUUUGUACCGUUUAAAAGUUUGCCUCCACCGUUACUCCCCCCCCCCCCCCCCCCGCCCAAACCCACUUCCACUCACACACAACAACAAAAAAAUAUAGAAGCCACGAUGAACGCGUUUGGAUUCUGCAGGAUUUCCUCCUGGUUUCUCCUUGUGGUUGGGACGAGCACUUGGAUGGAAGUUACCGGUCAAGUUUGCCCGAGUCACUGUACCUGCGCCGGGCCGGCGGUGGAUUGUCACGGACUGGGACUGCGCUCUGUCCCCAAAAGCAUCCCUAGGAACACCGAGAGACUGGAUUUGAAUGGGAACAAUAUCACAAGAAUCACCAAAUCAGCAUUCUCGGGAUUGAGACAUAUGCGAGUUCUACAGCUCAUGGAAAACCAAAUAACCACCAUUGAGAGGGGAGCCUUUCAGGAUCUGAAGGAGCUGGAAAGACUCCGCCUGAAUAGAAACAACUUACAGGUUUUGCCAGAGUUGCUUUUCCUGGGAACUCCGAAGCUCUACAGACUUGAUUUGAGCGAAAACCACAUUCAUGCUAUUCCAAGGAAGGCUUUCCGAGGAGCUGUUGACAUCAAAAAUUUGCAACUGGAUUACAACCAGAUCAGCUGCAUUGAGGAUGGAGCAUUCAGGGCUCUGCGUGACCUGGAAGUGCUUACCCUGAACAACAACAACAUUUCCCGACUCUCAGUGGCAAGCUUCAACCACAUGCCCAGGCUUAGAACCUUCCGACUCCAUUCAAACAACCUGUACUGCGACUGCCAUUUAGCAUGGCUUGCUGAUUGGCUGCGGCAGCGCCCUCGGGUUGGGCUGUACACUCAGUGCACAGGGCCUGGGCACCUGAGGGGCCAUAAUGUUGCAGAAGUACAAAAGAAGGAGUUUAUUUGCUCUGGUCAUCAGAGUUUAACAACGCAAUCCUGCAGUGUCCAUUCAAAGUCUUGUCCAUCGGUCUGCACAUGUAGCAACAGUAUUGUGGAUUGUCGUGGCAAAGGUCUGACCGAGAUAUCGAGCAAGCUUCCAGAGAGCAUCACGGAAAUACGGCUGGAGCAAAACUCAAUCAAAACCAUCCCCCCUGGAGCCUUCUCACCCUACAAGAGGUUGCGAAGAAUAGACCUGAGUAACAAUCACAUUUCAGAAAUUGCACCGGAUGCUUUCCAGGGACUGAGGUCACUUAAUUCCCUCGUGUUAUAUGGAAAUAAAAUCACAGAGCUGCCUAAAGGCCUUUUUGAGGGACUCUUCUCUCUGCAGUUACUGUUGCUCAAUGCCAACAAGAUUAACUGUCUGCGAGUAGAUGCUUUUCAGGAUCUCCAUAAUUUAAACCUCCUGUCUCUAUAUGACAACAAAUUGCAGACCAUUGCCAAAGGCACUUUUGCGCCUCUGCGUGCUAUCCAGACUUUGCAUCUGGCUCAGAACCCAUUUAUUUGUGAUUGCCAUCUGAAAUGGCUUGCGGACUACCUGCACGCAAACCCCAUUGAAACAAGUGGUGCCCGCUGUACCAGUCCUCGCCGCCUGGCAAACAAGAGGAUCGGGCAGAUCAAGAGCAAGAAGUUCCGCUGCUCAGGCACAGAGGAUUACAGAUCCAAACUCAGCGGAGACUGCUUCCUGGAUCUUGCUUGUCCUGAAAAGUGUCGAUGUGAGGGAACCACAGUGGACUGCUCCAAUCAAAGACUUACGAAAAUACCUGAUCACAUCCCUCAGUACACUGCAGAGUUGCGCCUUAAUAACAAUGAGUUUACAGUGUUGGAAGCCACUGGGAUCUUCAAGAAACUCCCUCAGCUCCGUAAAAUAAACUUGAGCAAUAAUAAGAUUACAGAUAUUGAGGAGGGUGCAUUCGAGGGAGCUAGCGGUGUGAAUGAAUUGUUACUGACAGGUAACCGCCUGGAAACUGUGCACCGCAAAAUGUUCAAAGGAUUGGACAGUCUUAAAACAUUGAUGCUGAGGAGCAAUAAAAUUGGUUGUGUCAGCAAUAACACGUUCACAGGCCUGAGUUCUGUUCGCCUGCUCUCUCUCUAUGACAAUCAGAUUACCACCAUUUCUCCAGGAGCAUUCGACACUCUCCAUUCUCUGUCUACAUUAAAUCUGCUAGCCAAUCCCUUUAACUGCAAUUGUCAUUUGGCCUGGUUGGGUGAAUGGCUGAGAAAGAAACGCAUCGUCACCGGAAACCCUCGUUGCCAGAAGCCCUAUUUCUUGAAGGAAAUUCCUAUCCAGGAUGUGGCAAUCCAGGACUUCACAUGUGAUGAUGGAAAUGAUGACAACAGCUGCUCACCCCUUGCCCGGUGCCCAGCCGAAUGCACAUGCCUUGAUACUGUGGUUCGUUGCAGUAACAAGGGACUGAAGACCUUACCCAAGGGCCUCCCUAAGGAUGUGACCGAACUGUAUUUGGAUGGAAAUCAGUUUGUGAUGGUGCCCAAAGAACUCACCACCUUGAAGCAUUUAUUACUUAUUGAUUUAAGUAACAACAGAAUCAGUACACUGUACAACCAGAGCUUCAGCAACAUGACAGAGCUCCUGACCUUAAUUCUAAGUUAUAACCGUCUGAGGUGUAUUCCAGUUCGAACGUUCGAUGGAUUGAAGUCCCUCCGUUUAUUGUCUUUGCAUGGAAAUGACAUCUCAUCUAUUCCUGAAGGAGCUUUUAAUGACCUUUCAUCACUGUCACAUUUGGCCCUUGGUGCGAACCCUUUGUACUGUGACUGCAACAUGCAGUGGUUAUCUGAUUGGGUGAAGUCAGGCUACAAAGAGCCAGGCAUAGCUCGCUGUGCUGGACCUGGUGACAUGACAGAUAAGCUAUUGCUCACCACUCCUUCGAAGAAAUUUGAAUGCCAAGGUCCCAUUGACAUCAACAUUCUAGCCAAGUGUAAUCCUUGUCUUUCCAAUCCAUGUAAAAAUGAUGGUACAUGCAACAAUGACCCAGUGGAUUUCUAUCGGUGCACCUGCCCAUAUGGAUUCAAGGGACAAGACUGUGAUGUUCCUAUUCAUGCCUGUGUUAAUAGCCCAUGCAAAAAUAGCGGAACUUGCCACCUUAAAGAGGGAGAAAAAGAUCAGUUCUGGUGCUCAUGUGCAGAUGGCUUUGAAGGUGAAGAGUGCACUAUAAAUAUUGAUGACUGUGAGGACAAUGAUUGUGAGAAUAAUUCCACCUGCAUUGAUGGAAUCAAUAACUACACUUGCCUCUGUCCACCUGAAUAUACAGGUGAGCUAUGUGAAGAGAAACUGGACUUCUGUGCCCCAGAGCUGAACGCUUGUCAGCACGACUCCAAAUGUAUCAUGACUCUCAAGGGAUUCAAAUGUGAGUGCACACCUGGAUAUGUUGGUGAACAUUGUGACAUUGACUAUGAUGACUGUCAGGAGAACAAGUGUAAAAACAAUGCACAGUGCAUCGAUGCAGUGAAUGGGUACACAUGUAUCUGUCCAGAAGGUUACAGCGGUCUGUUUUGUGAGCUGACCCCACCAAUGGUUUUACCUCGCACCAGCCCCUGUGAUCAUUUUGAAUGCCAGAAUGGAGCUCAGUGUAUUGAAAUUGGAAAUGAGCCAGUUUGCCAAUGUCUGGCUGGUUAUGAAGGCAACAAGUGUGAAAAAUUGGUUAGUGUCAACUUUGUCAACAGAGAUUCCUACCUCCAGAUUCCCUCACCAAAUAUACAGCUUCAGCCUAAUAUCUCUCUCCAGGUUGCUACAGAUGAAGACAAUGGGAUUUUGCUGUACAAAGGGGACAGUGAUCACAUUGCUGUGGAGCUUUUCCGUGGGCGGGUACGUGUCAGCUAUGACACUGGUACCUAUCCAGCAUCAGCCAUUUACAGCGUGGAAACAAUCAAUGAUGGCAACUUUCACAGUCUGGAGCUGGUAGCAGCUGAUCAAAUGUUAAGCCUCGUGAUAGAUGGAGGAAAUCCUAAAACUAUUAACAAUUUAGCCAGACAAUCCACACUCAACAUAGACUCCCCUCUCUACGUUGGAGGUAUGCCGACCAAGACAAACUUUGCAGCUCUGCGCCAAGGACCAGGCCAAAAUGGUACCAGUUUCCAUGGCUGCAUUCGCAAUUUAUAUAUUAACAAUGAGCUGCAGGACUUUAAGAAAGUUCCAAUGCAGAUUGGCAUUCUGCCAGGCUGUGAACCCUGUCAGAAGAAGAUGUGCCAGCAUGGUACGUGCCACGCCAUUGGCCAGUCCAGCUUCACCUGUGAUUGUGAAGGAGGUUGGACAGGAACCCUUUGUGACCAGCAAACAAAUGAUCCAUGUCAGGGCAAUAAGUGUGUACAUGGUAUUUGUGUGCCCAUCAAUGCCUUCUCGUACAGCUGUAAAUGUCAGAUGGGUUUCAAAGGUGUACUGUGUGAUGAAGAAGAGGAGCUUUUUAAUCCCUGUCAGAACAUCAGGUGUAAACAUGGCAAAUGUAGGCUUUCAGCUGUUAGCAGACCUUAUUGUGAAUGUAAUAGUGGAUACACUGGAGAGAACUGUGACAAAGAGAUUUCCUGUAGAGGGGAACGAAUCCGAGAUUACUACCAGAAGCAGCAAGGUUAUGCCGCUUGCCAAACAACCAAAAAGGUCUCGCGGUUAGAGUGCAGAGGUGGAUGUGACAACGGGCAGUGCUGUGGUCCUCUGAGAAGCAAGCGACGGAAAUACAGUUUUGAAUGCACUGAUGGCUCUUCAUUUGUGGAGGAGGUGGAAAAAGUCGUGAAAUGCGGCUGCUCGCGAUGUUCUUUGUAAAAGCUUCAAACGCUUGCCCUUUUUCAAAACAAUGUGCACCUGGUGACUGUGUGGGACGUAUUUUUGCUUCCAUGGUGGAGAUAUUUGAAUUAUAUUGUAAAAUACAGAACAGACUUAUUUUUAUUAUCAGAAAAUGACUAUUUUCUUCAUUUUCAAAAAUGUUUCAAGUCUUUUUGACUGAAAGUUGUUGCAACACGCAUAAAAUGUUUGUCAGAAGCCAAACCAUUUUGGACUGGAUUUUGACUUUUCCUGACUUGGCAAAAGGAAGUUUUCAAUAUUUUGACAUCCAGUGGACAGUAGAAGUGAAGUCCAAAGGAGGAAUGUGCCACCAUAAGUGAGUGAUGUCUAUUUGAAGAAGAUGACAAGUUGCAAGUCACAUCAGUUCAUCUUCAACACAGAGACACAGAUGUAACUGUGCUGUAAGGUCAUGAGUCAAGAAUGUGUAACGAUGAAGAAGCCCAGAACUUCUGCUGCCAUUUCACAUCUUGAAUAUGUGGACAGUUAUUUUUUUCUCCCCAGUAUAAUGUGUACAUUAGCAUAUUCGAGCUUACAAAGUGUUUUAGCAAGCCUUGUUUCCAGUAUUAAUUCUUUGUAAUAUAAUUAUAAAUGGGGACUAUACAACCAAUAGAGAAUUGAUGUAUGGAUUACUUAGUUGGAUAAAGUUUUGUGGUUUUCUUUUGAAAUGAGUUUACGCAGUAUUCAAGAUAUCAUUACGAAGUAUUUAUUGUAUCAAAAAACUUGUACCUAACUUUGCUAGAUCUUCUCUUUCACUCCAUUUUUGAAUCUUUAAUAUAUAUUAAUUUAUAUUUCGUCCUCAUAUUUUUGUAUGUUAAAAACAUUAAAAAAAGAUUGCAGUUUUUUUAUUUUUAUUUUGGGGGGAGAUAGACUAACUAACAAUCUAGCAUGUCCUCUCGGGGUGAAUUGUCUUGUUAUCUUUUUGAUCAGCUGUGUCUCCCGUAAUCUUGACCAAUGACAUUGCUUUGGUUUACAAAGCCUGGGAAAUAACCUCAGCCUAACAGUGUCAGAUGUAACAAGCCAGUGUAUAUUUUGUGAAUUCUGCUGAAUUUGAACCUACCUUGACAAACUAGAGUUCUUUUUGUUAUAGAAGUGAUUUUUAUUUUCAACCUCCACCUCCCCUUUAUCCCUGUCCCCUGAAAUUUAGUAAAGGUAAAUUAAAACACGUGCUGUUUUCUGGCAGAUGAACAAGUUUUUACAUAUCAGAAUAUUGUUUGGAGUUCCUCAAUUUCCUAACUGACUGUAAAUUCAGAAUUGUCUCCUUUUCUUGACUAUUGGAAUUACAUGUCAGCCCUUUGUUCUCCUACAGUAACUUGUUGCUGCUAAACCACAGAUUUAGAGUUGAUAAAUUUAAGUAGCUGGGCUGUGCUCUUUACAAAUUAAAGAAUGGGAAUGCCUGUGUAAAUACAAUUCGGUUUCCUUUGUUUUUUUUUCUGAAACUGGUUACUGUACAUGUUGACUGAUAUCAGUGAUGCUACUGAUGUUUGUAAAUUAAAUCAAAUAUUAACUUCAGUCAGCUGUACUCUUGCAUUUAUUGAUUGGUUGUGUAAAAACUAAAGACGAAACCCACUUUUUGCCUCAUUCCAUCCUUGCUUUUAACAACUCAAAGGGAAAAGUAUAAAUGCACUAAUCUCUGAGCCUCUAAUCGCUGUUUUAGAUUGGGCAAGGUUUAAUUAUUCUGGAUGGUUGCCUGAAACUGGAGUCCUCAUUCAAUUAUUUAAAGUUACUACACCACUCUUCAGCCCUGUAAUAAUAAUUUGAACUGUUAUCACAAUGCAUAAAGCCUGCCCAGGAACUCUUGGCACCAACAAUAGCAUUAUAAGGUGCGCCAGUGUUAUUUAGAGAGAUGUUUGUUCAAGUCAGACAAGCUUCUAGCUAGAUUUUCUAGGCUGCCCCUGGAAUUAUAGGCCUCAUAUUUAAUUUUAUUGGCUCCUGGAGCUCUGUGGAUGCGGGCUUGGGAAGUGACAUUUUGGGAAGCACAAGUCUAACUCAGUAAUCUGUGUGCAGUGUGGUCUACUGGUCAGAAUGUGGGAGUAGGCAGAUCGCAGAAGUCCACAGCAUUGACAGGAGAGGGUGAAAGAGAGGAGGGCACGGGAGGCAUAUGUCACAUGAGUCUUUCACAGUUAGAGACCCUAACUCUACUUAAGAAAAACAUUGAUCUUAGCACCUCUGCUUCACUAGAGAGGCUUUUACGUAGAUAAGCCACCUUUUGCAGCACUAAUAUGAAAGUGUACCAUUCUUGGUAAUGGGUAGAAAGGUUACUGCAGCUCUCAACGACCACACCACAGAGUCAUUCCACUCUACAGCAAGUGGUAUCAUCUAUUUUCAGUUGAAUGUUGUAUCAUAUGCCCUCCUCAUUAAAUGGCACAAAUUUAUCAGGUUCUCCAUGGCAGCAGCAAAACAAGGAAGAAGCUUUGAACCUUGCCCUAAUUGAAGGCUGUCGACAAAUUCGCCACAUAAUUGGUUGUGGGCAUGUAGCUUUUGCAUGCUUCAUCCAAAGAACACAUCUUUUUCACAACUAGUAUACAAGUACUGACAGUGCUUCAGGCAGAACUGUGCUCCAUUUCCUUCCAAAAGUCAUGAUGCUCCAAUCCUUAUCCAUUGUAUUGUAUGUCCUCUCUUCUACCCAGAUUAUCAGGUGUCAGGCUGUCUGUUUGAGGGUGAGAGAAAUCUUGAAUGCAUAGACCAUGACACUUCUCAGGAUCCUGAAUACAGAGACUGAUAAGUAUAUGGAUAGUUGCACCUCUUCCAGAGUUCUAAUCAAACAGACAGUUGGCAAACUGAAACAAAGGAUUCAUUUCCUGGAUAGGUCUAGAGUCAUCUGACAGCUCCCAAGUCCAAUGUGGAAAGCUGUGUGCUAUCUAAUUUUACCUUUGCAAAACCAACAAGUACUUGAGGACAAAGUGGAGGCACAACAGCACAAGGGUUACAAGGAAGCUGAGAAUGAGCAAGACUAAACAUGCCAGUAGCCUGAGAUCUUUCGGGCAAAAAAAAGUUUUGUUGAAGUAGCCACCACCUGAUACUCAGUGCACUCUGGUUCUGAUACCUGAACUGUUGACUCUGCUGCUCUUCGGAUACUGACCUGCUGUGCUUUUCCAGUGCCACACUUCUUGACUUCGACUGUCUGGCAUCUGCAGUCCUCAGUUUCUCCUAAACACCAACUGCCCUUCUAUCAUACCCCAGUCCUUACACCCACCAGAUGAAUGCAUUCAGAUUAUAACCACCUAGAGUGCUGGGUAGCAGUAAACAUGUUAUAAUGCUAAUGCAGCAAAACUCUAUAAUGAUAAAGAGGUUCAUAAUGAUUCACUUAUGCAUUGGAUAAAGUGAAAUUUAAGAAUUAAUAAUCACAAUUGUAUAAGCACUCAGCCAACUUUCAAUGCUUGUUUACCUUUUCUAGUGCUUAGACAAGGUACUUUCCUAAUACCUACAACAUGGGAAUAAAAGUCUGAUGAACUUCUAUUGAGAACAUUUGACAUGGCUAGCGCAUGUGAUCUUUACUAAUUCUAACCAUGAAAUAAUCUGCUCAGACUGCAGUGCUUCAUCUACUGGCACAGUCUGACCCAGUUGGCUAAUUGACAUUAACAUAGGCACUGCAUGUAAGGGCAGCAGGUGAAAACAGACAUGUUGUUGUACUUGCAAAGGGACACACUUUAAUCCCUACCACCUCAACAAGAUUUGAUAUAUUAGUCCCAUGAUUUGUCAGUCCAUCAGCAGCAACAUUUGAGAUUAAUUGUACUAUACAGAGAUGCCCAGUUAAUUCUAUUUGUAUACAAUUUUAUCUUCAAAUAAAGAACACACAUUGUUUCAUGAA
Hemiscyllium ocellatum (epaulette shark) is the source of this 9136-nucleotide messenger RNA. It is a transcript of the gene slit2, whose product is annotated as slit homolog 2 (Drosophila). NCBI's taxonomy places the organism in Eukaryota, Metazoa, Chordata, Chondrichthyes, Orectolobiformes, Hemiscylliidae. The record is from RefSeq and is a predicted model, not a curated record. Gene Ontology annotation, molecular function: calcium ion binding; Roundabout binding; heparin binding. The coding region runs from base 733 to 5310 and encodes 1525 amino acids. Gene Ontology annotation, biological process: retinal ganglion cell axon guidance; negative regulation of cell growth; negative chemotaxis. The transcript is spliced from 36 exons.